UCGUGCACAUGAACUCUUCAUAUGGAGGUGAUGGACGUAGAUGGGAGCUUCUGAGGGCGAUGCACUGGCAACCCAGGGGUUAAGUCAGCAGGGGUGGGCAGGUUUUACUGGAGGCUGCUCGUCGGGACUUGACUCAGCAGGGUGAAACCCCUCCCAUACAGCUGUGUCACUGUGCGUGUGUCUGUGUGUGUGUGUGUCUGUAUGUCUGUGUGUGUGUGUGUGUGUGUGUGUGUGUGUGUGGGUGUGGGUGAGCACAUGGUUCCGCCUGCAGGUCAGCACUGAUAAAGGAAGGAAGCAAGCUGAUUUAAGCCAGUGACUGAGUGACUGACAGAGCGACUGAGUGACUGAACACACGACGUCUGAGGACGGUCCCACGGCACUCAGCGCAGAAUUUACAGCAACGCGGGGGCUGGCAGAACAGCACAGGGAGAGAGGAACAGUAGAGCGCAGGAAGCAGGAGCAGGAGCACAGGCAAGGAGGCGCAGUGGCACACAGGCACAGGGAGGAGCACGCCACAGCACAGGCGAGGAGGUGCGGCAGAGCAUUGCUUGGACUGUGAACCUGACACCAUAUACAUGGCAGAGAUCUAUUAUGGAGGACAAUUGCAUCAAUUUGUUGACGGUUACAAAGUGCACCGCAGCAAUUGGAUGCGCUAUGUCAACCCAGUCCGCUCACCGGCUGAACAGAAUCUGGUGGCGUGCCAGGAUGGGCGUGACAUCUUCUUCUACACGAUCCGGCCUGUGGACACGCAGCAGGAGCUGCUGGUGUGGUACCACCAGGAGUUCCUCCAGAGGCUGCAUAGGUCAGAGACCCAGGAAAGUCCUCAAAAACUGCUGGACACAGACCCCAGAAGCCCCGGCCACCAGAGACACGCAGAGCUGGUCCGGAGCCUGGACACGCUGGCUGGAGAGGAGGAGGAGGUGCUGCAGAGGGACACUCCCCCCGACACCCCAGACGAACAUCUCAUGGACAUCAGCCAGACUGAGAAGCAGCGGGCAGCCUGCAGACCAUCACCCCGCCCUGAGCAGCGAGAGCUUUCCCUGGCCACAGAGGCCUACGCUCCCCCACUGCCCCCCCACCAGCAUGGGCUGUAUGACCCCCACCAGGGCCUGCUGCCCCACCCCCUCUACUCUACCUCUACCUCCUUGACACGCCCCUACCCACUGCUCUCACCUUAUUCUGCCCAUUACCCACGCCUGCUACAGUAUUCCCCACCGCAUCCAGGGCUGCUGCCCCCUGCAGACUCCACAGUGUAUGGCAGCUGCCUGACCAGCAACUGCUUGCCCAUCUCUGCAGCAGCUUGCCCCGGCAUGCUGCCCAGCCCCUUGCCCUACCUCACCCCGCCACAUAGUGGCCUGAAAAAGCGGCCCCCUAAUAUGUCCCCUCCCAGGCCCCCCCCCAGCCCCCCCAAACCUCCUCGGCAACCCCCAUCUUUCUGUGCUGAUUCUGUGGACCACAGGCCAGCCACACCCGACGGCAGUUCCGGGUUAGGCCACCGAUCACUGCCAUACCCACUGAAGAAGCAGAAUGGCAAGAUCAAGUACGAGUGCAACGUCUGCAGCAAGACGUUUGGACAGCUGUCCAACCUCAAGGUGCACCUGCGUGUCCACAGUGGCGAAAGGCCCUUCCAGUGUCAUGUGUGCAAGAAGAGCUUCACUCAGCUGGCCCACCUGCAGAAGCACCACUUAGUUCACACAGGAGAGAAGCCACAUGAGUGUCAGGUGUGUCAUAAGCGUUUCAGCAGCACCAGCAACCUGAAGACACACCUGCGUCUGCACUUGGGAGAGAAGCCCUACCAGUGCAAGCUCUGCAGCACCAAGUUCACGCAGUACAUCCACCUGAAGCUGCACCGGCGGCUGCAUGACGGCCCAGAGCGACCCCACCGCUGCCCGCGCUGCCCCCUCACCUUCCUGCACCGCUUCUCCCUGGCCCUGCACCAGCGUGAUGGCUGCGGCGCCAACCUGCCCCCAGCUGUUGCAGAGCUCAUCGCCCGCUUUGACAGCAGCGCAGAGGCCGACAGCAUGCCUGAGAGUGCCGAUGCUGCCCUGGCCGAGGCUGCCCUGGGCCGCUGGCUCGCCCGGGAGAUGGAGCUCAAGGAGGACCAGGGCCUCCUUCAGCUACUGGGGCUCAAGCCAUGCCACCUAGGCCCCGCCCCAAGCCCCGCCCCAAGUCCUGCCACAAGUCCCGCCUCCAGUGUCGCCACCACAUACCAGGAGCGUGCUAGUGUGCUGCACCUGCGCAGCCAGCCACUGAUGAAGGCGGAGGUGGAGUGAGGACUUCCUGCAGACAUCCGCUUCGUCUCGUCCACACCUAGACUGCGAAUUUCGAGGGGGCAGGGGGGGGUCUUAGGGUCCCACACAGAGACACCAAAAUGAGGCUCCUCUUCUUUCCUCGUAACGUGGGCACCCUACAAUUGCACUUCCGGUCACCGCUGAUGACCAGGGCUGGCCCCUAAGGGAGCGACCGCAUCCACUCUUCUCUAGACACAUUUGUUCUUAUGCUGAUCAAUGUACGCGAAAGCAUCUAGGUGCCGAACUUUUGACAUUUUCUUAAGCUUUAUUAUGUAUUGGCACACAUGUGUCACCACUCAGGGUUAGCCAGGCCUUUUGGUUCCCCUCUGGGGAAUGACGGCACGCUUACAGACGACGGUUACUGCACUUCUGAAAGAAAAAAUCACCUGCAGAGGGAGAGAGAUGGCCUCUGUGCCCAGCUAAAGGUGCGUGUGACAUUGUGUGCGUGUGCGUGUGUGUGUGUGAGGCCAACAUUGCAGAAAGAGGAAGGAGCAGCAUGUUUGUUUUGGACGUGAGGGAGGACUUUCCUGGGAAAAUUCAGGCCUAUGUUCCUAUUUCACACACAAAGGCUUGAAUUCUUAUUUUGUUUUGUUUUUUAAUUCUUGUCUGUUUGAAAAAUCUCAGCGAAAGAUGCAAAAAGCAAUCAGAACUCUCACCCUUAGAAAAAGGAAGGGGAAAUCCAAGCAAUUUGCAUUUUUGUACCUGGUAGCUACUUUGCCGAGCAUAGACAUGGACUGGUCAGCACAAGCACAUACUGGUCAGCACAAGCACAUACUGGUCAGCACAAGCACAUACUGGUCAGCACAAGCCAGCAGUGCAAUGACCAGCAUCACCGCCUCUACAGCAGUAGUUCCUGUAGCGGCCUGAACAGACACUACCUUGUGGAGUGGGGGGGGCACUAUGCAAAACCCUUUUAUUUUAAAUUAAAACAGGGUAUGGAUGAAGGCGUGUUCUACAGCAACUUGUUUGUCUGUGUUUGUUUUUUGCAGACAUAUAUAUAGGAAUUCGACUUGUCUGUCCUUCACUGGCAUAGUAAUGGUUUCAGGUCCAUCGCUGUAGCGGAUUGGGAGAGCAGCAUCUGCGGACCCCAUUUGCUCACAAGCGAAGUUUUACGUACACAACAUUCACAGCAUGCCGACCAACCAAAAGCACAAAGGCUGAUGGGACCCACACAGCCCCCCCACCUGGGGCUCUCCCUAGGCAAUGCCCCCGCACACUGUAACAUCGACACCCCGCUAUACCAUACCUCUGGAAAUCUCAGGUUAAUUACGUACCAGUUUCAGUUUACGUGUUGUUCAGAUGAGUGGUUUGGACCUCAUGUAUGUGUCUAGUCAUAAUAGAUUCAUUUGCUAUUGUGUUUUAAGUCUCUUUUAUAACUGGAAAAAGCAGGGAAUUAAACUCUGUUACUGACUCAAGACAGGAUGCCAGCCAAGCCAUGUAACUGUAUUACAUGUAAAUGUAUUACUUAAUUGUCAUUAAGUAACUGUAUACUUUUUUGUACAUUAUGUCCUUAUCUGUUAAGUUUAUUUUUGCCUAGAACUUGAUACUUUGUAUAUGAGAAACUAUUUUCAUUUGAUAUUCAUAAAAUAUGUAGAUAAUAUUAAACCUCUUUUUAUUUUG
Molecule: messenger RNA, 3911 nt
Organism: Brienomyrus brachyistius
Lineage: Eukaryota; Metazoa; Chordata; Actinopteri; Osteoglossiformes; Mormyridae
Product: PR domain zinc finger protein 1-like
Exons: 5
Coding region: 576-2273 (565 amino acids)
Biological process (GO): regulation of transcription by RNA polymerase II; cell fate commitment
Cellular component (GO): cytoplasm; nucleus
Molecular function (GO): RNA polymerase II cis-regulatory region sequence-specific DNA binding; DNA-binding transcription factor activity; histone deacetylase binding
Source: RefSeq, a predicted model, not a curated record